AUGAAAUCCUUAACUUCCCUUAUAAGGAAGGCCAUAGUGAUAAUUUUCGGUAUCAAUAUAAUUUAUCUUUCAGGAUGCAUAUUGUAUUAUAGAGAAGAUUUUUCUCUUGACAAGACCGUUUAUAACAAAACCGUUGAUUUAAAAUAUAUUUAUAUAGAAAAUGAUAAUGAAGAACCAAGCGUUAAUUUCAAUAGUGAAAUAACGAAAUUAUUCGAAAAAGUCGAAUCUAAUGAAGAUGAUAGAUUUUGGUUAAAGGAUACGGAAUUAACCAAUACUGAAAUUACCAUUAAUCCUGAACAUUUCAUCAUUGAUUCAGAGAAUCCUGAAAGUUGGAUCAAUAAAAAUACCUUAUUUUAUGAUAUAAGAUUGACUUUAUCAUUGUAUUUGAAUUAUUACCAUCAUGAACUUACUAGAAGAGAUAAUAAAAAUGAUAUUUCUAUUCCCUUUCACUGGGUUGAUUGGAUCAACUUGGAUUAUUUGAAUAAUGAUGAUUUAUUAUUGCCAUUAAAGGAUAGAAGAGAUUGUCAUUGGAUGGAAAACUUCAUUGAUAAACAUCGUUUCAAAUUUCCUGAGUUGAAAUGUAUAAAUAAUGCCGAUAUUACCCCCAAUAUGUUAAGGGAUUAUGGAUUUGAUAAUCAUGACCAAUUACCUGGUUACAUUAUGCAUGCAUUCACUUUAAGAAGGGGUACCAUUGAUGUCAGAUUAGCACAAGCUAAAUCUUAUAUCAUGACAAACUUACCCAAUCCCUUCAAAUUGGUUUUUUUGAAUAAAAACAACGGUACUUACGAAGUCAACGUUGAUCAAACUUCAAAGACUAGAAUCUUGAAGUCUAACUUGUUAUACAAAUAUCUUGAAAAUAACAACUUGAUUAAAGAUGGUAAGUUACCAAAGAAAUUGACUUUGGAUCCAGUCAAAGAAUUUCAAAUUUUGAAACAAAAUAUUGAACCCCAUUAUUUAACUAAACUUUCUGAUGUUUAUGGACUUUAUGAAACUUUACAUAAUGUGGAUGUUUCAAAGACUAGAAAUUUGCCUAUUCCAAAAGAUGCUUUCCAAUAUAAUCCAGAUUAUCUUGAUGUCCAAUUACAAGUAUUUGAUGAACUUUCAAGAAUUCAACAUUUGGAUUUCAUUCAAGAAUCAUAUGUUAGAUCGUUGAAAUUAUCUAAAGAAAGAAAUACAAACACUGAAGAUGUUUAUUUCAGACAAGCCACUUUAUGGCAUGAUCACGAUGAAGAUAAUAUUGAUCAAGAUAAGGGAUAUCAUUACGAUUGGAGAUUUUUUACUGGAACUUUAACAGGUAAAAGAAAAGGUUGGACUGACAAAGAGUUGGUUUUGAGACAAGAAGUUAUUUUAGAUAGAUUAAGUAGAUCAUGGUUCAGAUUUGCCCAUGAAAAAGGUUUAAUAAGUUGGAUUAUGCAUGGACCUUUAUUAUCUUGGUAUUGGAAUGGUUUGAUGUUCCCAUUCGAUGAUGAUUUAGAUAUCCAAAUGCCAGCUAGAGAUUUAGCUAGAUUGGGUGAAUUAUAUAAUCAAACCUUGGUUAUUGAAGAUUUAGAAGAAGGUUUCGGAAAAUUUUUGAUUGACGUUGGUACUUUCGUCCAUAAUAGAGAUAUCAGUAAAAGAGAAAAUCAUAUCGAUGCAAGAUUCAUUGAUGUUGAUUCUGGUCUUUAUAUUGAUAUCACUGGUUUAAGUACCAGUGAUGCCAAAAUCCCAUCGGAAUUCGAAAAUGAUCACGAAUUUGUUGACAUUCAUGAAGAAACCAGGAAUGAUGAAAUUUAUAAUGAUAGAAGAAAACAUUGGUAUAAACACGAACAAUUAUCACCUUUGAAAUAUACCUCUAUGGGUGGAGUUCCAAUGUUCAUGCCUAAUGAUAUCUCCAAGAGAUUGAUUUUCGAAUAUCCAGGAGGAAUUACCAAACCAGAAUUUCAUAAUUGGUUUUUCAUCCCUAAAAUUAAUUUGUGGGUUAAUAAAGAAAGUUUAAUAGAAGUUUUUGAUUCAAAUGAUUUCAGAAAAAUGUCACAAAAACAAAAGGAACAUGGUAGUGUUGAUGAUGAGAAAUUAUCCCAAUUAAUUCUUGAUAUGGAUGAAAGUCAAAUUUUGAAAUUAUUAAGUAAUGAUGACGAAGUUUUAUGUGAAUAUUAUAAAACUAAAUCAAUCACCGACAUUCAUUCUAAAGAAAAGGAAUAUUUGUUUGAGAUCACAGAAAAGACAGACGGUGAUCCAAAUGAUCCUUCUUAUAAAAAAUUGAUGGUUGCCGAUAAACAACUUGAAGGGGAAGAAUUCGAUAAAUAUAAUAGAUUCAUCCAUGCAAAUAUGAAGAUGACCAAACCUUUGAGGAAAUCUUUGUUUCAAUUUGAAGUUGUUGAUCAACCAUUGCAUCAUAAGGAAACUUAA
Molecule: messenger RNA, 2388 nt
Organism: Yamadazyma jaroonii
Lineage: Eukaryota; Fungi; Ascomycota; Pichiomycetes; Serinales; Debaryomycetaceae
Source: the annotation of a GenBank genome assembly